This is a messenger RNA of Vanrija pseudolonga, 2006 nucleotides long. Its product is annotated as Siderophore iron transporter 3. Gene Ontology annotation, molecular function: transmembrane transporter activity. Gene Ontology annotation, cellular component: plasma membrane. The transcript is spliced from 6 exons. Gene Ontology annotation, biological process: transmembrane transport. Lineage: Eukaryota; Fungi; Basidiomycota; Tremellomycetes; Trichosporonales; Trichosporonaceae. Bases 19 to 1962 code for a protein of 647 amino acids. The record is from RefSeq and is a predicted model, not a curated record.
AGACACCACUGCACCGCCAUGUCCCGCGUCGUGCCGAUCCAGGCCCUCCACACCGCCGGCGACUUGACCGCCGCCCCAGCGCCGUCCCCCGCCCACGGCUCGCCAACGCCGACCGACGUCGAGGCCGGCGCUGGGGACGAGAAGACCAAGCGCGAUGCCGACGACGCCGCGUCGCUCGCGUCCGCCGAGAUCGAGCAGGGUCUCGGCGUGACCAAGAUCGAGGCGCUGUACCUCGUGUUCGGCAGGGGAUGGAAGCUGUUCCUCCUUUGGUUCUCGGUCGGUCUGAUCGCGUUCGCCUACUCGCUCUCCCAGUCGACUACCUAUGUCUACGCCCAGUUCGCCACGUCGUCCUUCGGCGAGCACACGCUCGUCGGCACGAUCGCCGUCGUGACGGGCAUCAUGGCGGGCGUGUGCCAGCCGUUCAUCGCCAAGAUGGCCGACCUGUUCUCGCGCCCCGUCGCGCUGAGCAUCAGCGUGUUCUGCUACACGCUCGGGUACAUCAUCAUCGCUAGCGCGGGCAACAUCAAGAGCGUUGUUGCUGGUCAGGUCAUUGCGCAGCUGGGCCAGACGGGCAUCUACCAGAUCCAGGGUAUCCUCAUCGCCGACAUUACAAACCUCAAGUGGCGUGGCUUUGUCAGCGGUCUCUACUCGCUCCCCUUCAUCCUCAACGCCUUCAUCGCCGGCUACAUCACCUCGGGCAUCAACGGCCUCUCGCAGACCGGCUGGCGAUGGGGCUACGGCAUGUUCUGUAUCCUCAUCCCCGUGUGCCUGGUCCCCUCUCUCAUCGUCCUCUUCUGGGGUGACCGCCGCGCAAAGAAGCUCGGAGCCCUCUCCCUCGCGUCCUCGACCCACGCCCGCCAGAUGAUCAUGGAGCGCCGCGAGCCCACCCGCCGCACCAUUGUCCAGAACAUCAUCCACCACCUCAACCUUAUCGAUGCUAUUGGUCUCCUCGUUCUCGGCUUUGCCUUUGCCUGUCUCCUUGCCCCUGCGACUCUGUCUACCUCGGCCAAGGGCGGCUACGCGAACCCUUCGCUCAUCGCCAUGUACUGUGUCGGCGCUGUCCUCUUCGUCGCUUUCAUGGUCUGGGAGUUCAAGUAUGCCGCGCACCCCAUCAUGCCGCGCCGUGUCAUGAACCGCACCUUCCUCUGCUGCAUCGCCAUCGACUUCCUCUACUUCUUCACGGGCUACCUCACGGACGCAUACUACAUGUCGUUCGUGUACAUCAUCAAGCCCGAGUGGUCGGCCAAGAACUACACGUACUUUGGCAACACGCUCACUGUCGGCCUGUGUCUUUUUGCGGUCGUCGGCGGCGCGAUCCAGCGCUACACCAAGCGCUACAAGGCGCUCCAGAUCACCGGACUCGUCCUCCGUGUCCUCGGUGAGGGCAUCACCUUCAUGGCCGUCAACGGUAACCAGAAGGACGUGACCCUCGUUAUGGGCCGUGUCCUCAUCUCCAUGGGCGGCGGCAUCACCGUCACCUCGACUGGCGUCGCCUCGGCCGGUUCCGUCCCGCACGCCGACAUGGCGCUCGCCAUGGCCAUCCUCUCGCUCUGGACGCAGCUCGGCGGUUCCGUCGCGUCCGCCAUCUCGGCCGCCGUGUGGGACCGCAACGUGCCGCGCAACCUCGAGAAGUACCUCGGCGACCAGUACAACGCGACGCAGCGCGCCGAGAUCUUUGGCUCGAUCCUCGUCGCCCGCGCGACCGAGCCCCACGACCUCGUUAACCGCGCGUACACCGAGGCCAUCCGUCCGCUGUACAUUGCUGCCCUUGCCACCUGCUUCCUCGCCCUCGUGGCCGGCUUCAUGACCAAGGAGUUCUACCUCGGCGACGCGCACAACAUUGUCGAGACCAACAAGGAGAUCAAGAUGCGCUCCAAGGACGAGACGAGCGACGAGGCCAUCGCUGCCCGUGUGGCCCAGGUCGAGGCCAAGAUCGAGCACCAGAUCGAGAAGGGCAACUAGUAGCUCUAUACAUUAGAUUACAUGCAGGGUUAAUGUUAAUACGC